CGUUCUAUUCACGCAUUCAUUUCUUUGUUUCCCUCUUUUUCUCACCAUCAGACGUUGAAGCAGAGACAAACCCACCCACAUUGAAGUAAACCCUAAACUACAGCCACCCCUCUCUAUCGAUUUGCCAUCCUAUCAAUCACCACUGCCGUUCACAAACCACGGUUGCGGCUGCGAUUUGGUGGGUUUAUGAUUAUUAUGGGUUUCUGUUUGUGAGCCUAUUUUAUUUCAGUAUACAGGACUCCAAUCGGUUAGGUCGUGAUCAUCCAUUUUAUUUUUCUGAUUAGCCGUUGUUCAUGGAUCAUCAAACAACAACAAGACUUAUCCCGAAGAUCUUCCCGGGCUAUUGUUUAGGUUAUUUAGGUUCAAGGGCUGCUUUUGAGGCUGCUGGUAAGGUCACUUCUAUCCGGUCACAUGUUUGUGUGUUUGACAGCUCAACAAAAGAUGGACAUUAUCGGAUGCUUAGAGGAAGGCAUGUUAAAAACUACAACCAUCAAAGGAAAAAAUACAUGAAUUUGUACACGCUAGAAACCUGUUUACAAAUUUUGAUCAAAAGCCUCCGCUUUAGUAAUCAAAAUCAACAAUAUAAGCAACAAGGAAAUAAUUCUUUUCCUAUUGGGAACAAUGAUUUCAAAUUCUGUCAUGCCUCAAAAUGGGAACAAAAGUAUAAUGGUUCCCAUUAGGAUGCACAAGGGUUCAUUGCACUGAGGUUAAGCAACGCAGCUGAUAUAUCAUGAUCUUCGACUAAGACUUCUACUUUUGAUCCUGAGUAUUUGAUCCAUAAAUAUACAGAUUGAAGACUUUCAAGAUCAGGUGAAAGUUAAAGAUAGAUCACACAUGGAUUACAAUUUAUCAGAGAAAUAUAGCUUAGUUUUGCUCUUUGGUGUUAGACAUUGAAUUUUGAUAUAUUCAUAAAUGGGUAAUGCAUACCAAAUUGAUCUUUGAUA
This is a messenger RNA of Erigeron canadensis, 944 nucleotides long. RefSeq lists its product as uncharacterized. The transcript has 5 exons. The record is from RefSeq and is a predicted model, not a curated record. Lineage: Eukaryota; Viridiplantae; Streptophyta; Magnoliopsida; Asterales; Asteraceae. Bases 294 to 680 code for a protein of 128 amino acids.